Messenger RNA from Haliotis rufescens (red abalone), 5626 nucleotides. Its product is annotated as metabotropic glutamate receptor 1-like. The transcript is spliced from 9 exons. The record is from RefSeq and is a predicted model, not a curated record. Bases 661 to 4362 code for a protein of 1233 amino acids. Gene Ontology annotation, molecular function: G protein-coupled receptor activity involved in regulation of postsynaptic membrane potential; adenylate cyclase inhibiting G protein-coupled glutamate receptor activity. Gene Ontology annotation, biological process: G protein-coupled glutamate receptor signaling pathway; regulation of synaptic transmission, glutamatergic. Lineage: Eukaryota; Metazoa; Mollusca; Gastropoda; Lepetellida; Haliotidae. Gene Ontology annotation, cellular component: postsynaptic density membrane.
CCCUGCUAGAUCGUCGCAGCUGAUAGCAGUAGGCAGACAAUCAUCGCACAGUGACCGCUCGUCCCUGGGGUCUCAUGUACUCAGCUGUACACAACGCCGGCUUUACUACUCGUCUUUCAUUGACUGACUUCACUCCUCACUCGUCAUCUACCCGGAAAUGCUUGUACCCGAGUCUCAUGUGCAGGUUGACCAACUAGUGACUCUCGUCAGAGAGAUAUUGUAAAGGGCAGGGUUUCAUUUGAUAGCGAUUGUGCGUCUGUGUUCGAAUCCGUGUCACUGGAUGGCCGCUACUCAGUGACGAUAACAUAUCGUUUUAAAACAGGGCGCCUCUUCCUCGCUGUUACGUGAGGCCCCAUACAUAUUUGAUCAGCAUUCUAUCUAGCUGGUAGGUGAGCAUCGGAACCACUCGUCAAACGCCGGCGCCCACCUGGCUCAGGUAGAAGCAGACGACAUUCAGCGCAGACGACACAAUGCUUGGUUUGACACUUGUGGCCUCCACGCCGAAGAAAGCCGGUGACACGGGUAGCUGGCUCCAACCCCACUUGGAGUAGAUAAAGGAUGGGUUGACGAGCUCGUCACGAUCUGAUGAUUACAGACACGAAAAGAGUAAAAUACAUUUGGAUCAGUAUGUGAAUGGAGGGCAUAUAACAUGGUGGUCCUAUGAAUAGUUGCUCCACUGACCACGAAGACCGGCGGAUGAUGACAGAUGGACAAACAAAGACUUGGGUAGGUUUGGGGGUGUACGUCAUCCUCACCUAUCUCUGUCUGGAUUCGGUGAGGUGCGUCACGCAACAACACAGCGCCCGUAUUGAGGGCGACGUCAUCCUUGGUGCGUUGUUCUCCAUCCACCACAAGCCCCCAUCAGCUACGGCCUACUCUCGAACCUGUGGUGGGAUACGGGAACACUAUGGCAUUCAGAGGGUUGAGACCGUCCUUAUGACACUGGAUGAGAUCAACGACAAUGACAACAUUCUACCGGGCGUCAUACUGGGCUGUGAUAUCAGGGACUCCUGCUGGUAUUCAGCCAUUGCUCUGGAACAGAGCAUCGACUUCAUCAAGGACGCCAUUGCUAGCAAAACGGAGCAGAAUGAGAAAUCUAGCGGUGGAAAUCAGUCCAGCCAGUGUAAAGAUGAGAACCUGCAACCUAUUGCUGGCCUCAUAGGGCCUGGGUCAAGCGAAGCGAGCAUACAAGUCCAGAAUCUACUUCAGAUCUUCAACAUUCCCCAGAUAGGCUACUCCGCUACAAGUGAGGAUCUAAGUAACAAGCGGCAUAAAUAUUUUCUCCGAGUUGUCCCUCCUGAUAACUAUCAGGCUCAGGCAAUGGUGGAUAUUGUACGUCACUUUAACUGGACUUAUAUCUCAACUAUAAAUUCGGAUGGGAACUACGGCGUGCGUGGCAUGCGGGCAUUCAAGGAUAAGGCUACAGAAGUGGGUAUCUGUAUCGCCACCACCAACAGUGUGUCCAGCUCUGGGACUGACGAGGAGUUCGACAAGGUGAUUCAAAACCUCAAGAGCAGGCCCAACGCUUCCGUAGUGGUCUGCUUCUGUGAGGGGUUGACGAUCAAGGCACUGCUCAGGGCGAUGGAAAGAAAUGAUGCUGAGGGAAAGUUCCUCUUAAUAGGCAGUGACGGCUGGGGUAGUCGUGGCGAUGUCGUGGAGGGCUUGGAGAAGCUGGCGGCGGGAGGAAUUUCCAUGAGACUGUACUCGCCUCCUAUCCCACGCUUCGACGACCACUAUGGCAAACUGAAGCACGACAAUAACACCCGUAACCCAUGGUUCAAGGAAUUCUGGCAGGAGCGGUUCAACUGCUACCUUCCAGGCGAUGACAGUGACUCACGGAACAGUACACCCUGCACAGGAAGCGAGACACUCGAGGGUUCGGAACAAGACUCCAAGCUGGGGUUCGUAGUGACGGCGGUGUACACUUUGGCACACGCACUGGACCGGAUGCACACCGCUAUAUGUGGCAGAGAGGCCCGGGGACUUUGUCCGGAGAUGAAACCCAUCAACGGCACAAUCCUCCUCCAACACAUCCUCAACGUCACCUUCCCCACGUACAGCAACGAAACCUUCUUCUUCAACAACAAAGGUGACCCUCCUGGCAGAUACGACAUCAUGAACUACCAGCGAAAUCAUAGCAGGGGGGACAAUGCCACAUACAACUACGUCACCAUCGGCUCAUGGAUAUCCGGGUCACUGGACAUGCGGGAGAAGGUGUACUGGCCGGGGAAAGACCCCGAGAAACCAGUGACCUCUGUCUGCAGUCUGCCCUGUCAGCAGGGUCACGUGAUGGUGAAGCAGACGCAAGGCAAAGACUGUUGCUGGGUGUGUACGCCAUGUAUGGGCAACAAGAUUGUACGAGACAACGUCACUUGCAUGGCAUGUGAAAUUGGCUGGAGACCUAAUUUCGACCUCUCAGAAUGUGAAGAGAUUCCUAUAGAAUUCAUAAGUUGGUCCGAUACAGAAGCUAUUGUUUCCAUGGUGAUGGCGUGUGUAUGUAUCGUCGUAACGCUGUGGGUCUUUUACGUGUUUGUGCGGCACAACGACACACCAGUGGUGAAAGCGUCGACACGGGAGCUGAGCUACAUCAUCCUAUUGGGAACCGUCCUCGCCUACUGCUGCAACUUCGUCUUGGUAGCCAAGCCUUCAAUGGCGUCGUGCAACCUCUCCCGCAUCCUGCCAGGACUGGCGUUCUCACUCAUCUACGGAGCGCUCGUCACUAAAACAAACAGGAUCGCCCGAAUUUUGGAAGGAAGUAAACGCAUCAUGACCAAGAAGCCGCGCUUCAUGAGUGCAUCGGCACAGGUUGUGAUUACAGGUAUUGUGAUAGGUGUAGAGUGCGCUGUGAUCACCGUCAUGCUGAUUGUUGAGCCCGCGGACGCUCACUUGGAGUACCCCAACGAGAGGGUCCGGCUGGUAUGUAACACCUCAACCCUGGGGGUCAUUGUGCCUCUUGGAUUUGACGUCUUCCUCAUCUUCAUGUGUACCCUGUAUGCCAUCAAGACUAGGAACCUUCCUGAGAACUUUAACGAGGCUAAGUUCAUUGGCUUCACUAUGUACACCACCUGUGUCAUCUGGCUUGGCUUCUUCCCCAUCUACUUCGGCGGCGACAGCAAAGUCGUGACCACGUGCAUCUCCAUCACUCUGUCAGCCUCGGUGUCGCUUGUGCUCCUCUUCUUCCCAAAGGUCUAUGUCAUCGUUUGGUCGCCAGAACGGAACACACGUGGCGCGUUCACAACGUCACGUGACGUGCGGUGUCACAUAGGAUCCAAAUCGCUGCCAUCCUGUGACAGCGUCGACAAAAAAGAGAAGAAGUAUGAAGGAUUGUUCAAGUCAGACAUCGGUCGUCCCCCUGGGGCCCAGCAAAACGACAAGUCAGGGGUGCUGAAAAGGUCAAGCCUUCCCCAGUCCCAGGCUUCGCCCCAACACAGGUGGUUCUGUACCCAACGACCUAGUCAUAUUGCUGAAAUGCAACAGUCACGCCGCAGGUGCAACCCAGGUCCUUCAAACUUCCGGAAACAGAUGUCAGAAGAUCUAGACAUGCUGUAUUUACCUGCCCUUGAUUCCUUCCAGGAGGAGCCAUGUGUACCAGCAGCAGAUGUCACUAUGAAGAAAGACGUUGAGUGUCAAACAGAGCCUGACAGCGGGUGUGGUUUACGACACCGGGCUGCGGGUGAUAGUUCUGAUAAUGCCAGUCAUAAAAAGGUCCUGGCGUGUUCCCCUCGUUGUUACUCCCCCGUGGUGCAUCACUUCCAGAACAACCCCCAGGUUCAUGAACGCUGGCCCUUGUUGGGGCUCUACUCUGACGAAGAGGGGGACGCUGAAGGGGGAGGGGACAAAGAGGAAGCGGAGAUGGAGAAAGACAGCGACUCCGACCUCAGUUACCUUGAAGACAUGCAGGGUCUUGAAGCUGCAGUGCAUGGUGUAGACUACAAACACAAGAAAGACUCUCCUGUCAAAAGUUUGAUGUCAACAACCCCAUCAGAAAUCCAUUCCCUGUCCCCCUUGUGCACCCCUCGUGAUAGGAUCCCUCCUUCCUGCAUCUCCCCCGGGUCCCCCCUCCAGCCUGCUCCACUCUCCGCCAACGGUCUCCCCAGCCUCUCUGCCCCCUGUGCCUCCAGCGUACCUCGCCCUGGCUUCAGCGCCUUCAGCAGUCAGGAUUCCAUCUCCGGCGAUGGGACAUUCCACAGCCUCCUCAGCCUCACCGGCAGCAUAGCGUCCGCCCGCACCCCCGAGGAGGUGUCUGUGUUCUCGCUGUCCCCACUGGACACAGAAGAGAAACGCAUGCUAGACUUCCAGCAGUAUCUCCAGACCAGGGGCCUCAAAUUAGACAUGUCGUCAGUGCAGACGAGCGACUUAUGACAUCACAUGAAAUAGGUCUUGCCUGUCAACACACACACACUUCAUCCUCGUUAUGACACCACAUGAACUAGGUCUUGUCUGUCAACACAUAAACAUCAUCUUCGGUAUGACACCACAUGAACUAGGUCGUGUCUGUCAACACAUAAACUUCAUCCUCGUUAUGACACCACAUGAACUAGGUCUUGUCUGUCAACACACACACACACACUUCUUCCUCGUUAUAACAUCACAUGAACUAGGUCUUGUCUGUCAACACAUAAACUUCAUCCUCGUUAUAACACCACAUGAACUAGGUCUUGUCUGUCAACUCACACACACACACACACACACACACACACACACACACACACACACACACACACACACACACACACACACACACACACACACACACACACUUCAUCCUCGUUACGACACCACAUGAACUAGGCCUUGUCUGUCAACACACACACUUUAUCCUCGUUAUAACACCACAUGAACUAGGUCUUGUCUGUCAACACACACACUUUAUCCUCGUUAUAACACCACAUGAACUAGUUUUUUUCUGUCAACACAUAAACUUCAUCCUCGUUAUAUCACCACAUAAACUAGGUCUUGUCUGUCAACACACACACACACACACACACUUCUUCCUCGUUAUAACACCACAUGAACUAGGUCUUUUCUGUCAACACAUAAACUUCACCCUCGUUAUAACACCGCAUGAACUAGGUCUUGCCUGUCAACACAUAAAUUUCAUCCUGGUUAUAACACCACAUUAAUUAGGUCUUGUCUGUCAACACAUAAACUUCAUCCUCGUUAUAACACCACAUAAACUAGGUAUUGUCUGUCAACACAUAAACUUCAUCCUCGUUAUAACACCACAUGAACUAGGUCUUGUCUGUCAACACAUAAACUUCAUCCUCGUUAUAACACCACAUGAACUAGGUCUUGUCUGUCAACACACACACUUCAUCCUCGCCAUGACACCACAUGAACUAGGUCUUGUCUGUCGACACAUAAACUUCAUCCUCGCUAUGAAUUCACAUGAACUAGGUCUUGUCUGUCAACACAUAAACUUCAUCCUCGCUAUGAAUUCACAUGAACUAGGUUUUGUAUGUCAACACAUAAACUUCAUCCAUGUAAUGACAUCAUACAAACUAGGUUUAUUUGUCAGCAUUUCUCAUUUUUUUAUAUGUCACUCAUUUAACGUCAACACUACACACACAAAAUACAAUACAUGUACACCACCACACACCACCACACGCACCAACACACACACAAC